AAAAAUGAUCAUCUCAAGCUCGGUCCACAUGACUCCCCGUUCCUUAUCCAGUGGCAGCGCCCAUCGUGUGGCUCAACAGAGGUUAUGAACAGCAACACCCGACACCGUACAAUCUCCUGUCAGAAGACAUGGCGACUGCUGCAGCGAAGUUGCUUCACUUCAGAUGCCAGCUGAUCCCGUCGAGACCAUUCUGUUCCUCCACCCCCCGAGUCACCACCGCCGCUGCUCUUCCUCUCUUCGGCUUCAGCUCAACAAAGCUCCAGAGGAGGGCGGUGGAAGCAGCCAUCUCGCCACUCCGAGCUUCGUCGAAGAACGACGGCAUCGUACAAGCCGAUGACGACGGAGUUUCCCUGGGGACGAUGAAGCUGCCUCCUGACACCGACGUCGCUCGAUUCGAGACCCUUCUCUUCCAGUGGGCAAACAGUUUGUGUCAAGGCGCCAAUCUACCACUUCCUGUUCCUCUCAAGGUGGACAAGGUGGCGGGUGGAGCCAGACUGGGUUUCAUUAAGGUCGAGGACGGGAAGACGGAGGUGUGCGCGUACAUCGACUGCCUGGUUGUUCCGGCCACCGACGGCUCCGGCCCCGUCUUCCGAGCCAUAAGGAACGGACCAAUGAAGGAUCAAGUGCCGCCGGGGGAGCCCCGAAUCAUGAGAAGCCUCCUUCAGGCCCUCCAGACAUCUGUGGAGAUCGCGAGGAUCUGAGAACCGGAACGCUUCACCUCGGAUUAAUCUUGUGGUCUGCCUUUUGCAUGAUGCCACAUCUGUUGCCUCUUUGUUCUUCGCUACAUGUAUCGAAAUCGAGCAUUACCAUAAAGCUCUCUUCCACAAAACCUUUAAAUCAAUCAACAAGGAUUAACAACUUCA
Messenger RNA from Musa acuminata AAA Group (dessert banana), 863 nucleotides. RefSeq lists its product as uncharacterized. The transcript has 3 exons. Lineage: Eukaryota; Viridiplantae; Streptophyta; Magnoliopsida; Zingiberales; Musaceae. The record is from RefSeq and is a predicted model, not a curated record. Bases 129 to 701 code for a protein of 190 amino acids. Gene Ontology annotation, cellular component: chloroplast stroma; chloroplast thylakoid membrane.